CUGGAGAAAAGGCCUAUCAAUGUGAAAAAUGUAGUAAAACAUUCAGGCAUCCCAGCCAACUUCACGUACAUGAAAGAACUCACAGUGCAGAGAAACCAUAUGAAUGUAGGAUAUGUGGAAAGACCUUCAAAUAUUUCAAAUCCUUAGAACCACACAAAAUGACUCACACAGCAGAAAAACCCUAUGAAUGUAAGGAAUGUGGAAGAGCAUUCAGACAUUACACUUCCUUAGAAAUACACAAAAGGUUUCACACUGGAGAGAAGUCCUAUGAAUGUAAACACUGUGGUAAAGCUUUUAGUUAUCACAGCUCCCUUAAAGGACACAUGAAAAUGCACACAGGAAAUACUCCUUAUCAAUGUAAGGAAUGUGGGAAAGUAUUCACUCUUGUCAGGUCCUAUCGAAAUCAUGAAAGGUACCACACUGGAGAGAAGACCUAUCAAUGUGAAAAAUGUAGCAAAGCCUUCAUGUAUCCUAGUUGUCUUCGAAGACAUGAGAGAACUCACACUGAAGAGAAACCAUAUGAAUGUAGGAUAUGUGGAAAGUCCUUCAAAUAUUUCAGAUCCUUAGAACCACACAAAAUGACUCACACUGGAGAAAAACCCUAUGAAUGUAAGGAAUGUGGAAGAACAUUCAGAUACUACAGCUCCUUAGAAAUACACAAGAAGUUUCACACUGGAGAGAAGUCCUAUGAAUGUAAACAUUGUGGGAAAGCCUAUAGCUAUCCCAGCUCCCUGAAAGGACACAUGAAAAUGCACACUGGAAAUACACCUUACCAAUGUAAGGAAUGUGGGAAAGCAUUCACUUGCCUUAGUUUGUUACAAAGACAUGAAAGAACUCACACUGGAGAGAAACCCUAUGAAUGUAAGCAAUGUGGUAAAACCUAUAAAGAUCACAAUAACUUACAAACACACGAAAGAAAUCAUACCGGAGAGAAGCCCUUUAAAUGUAAGGAAUGUAGAAAAGCCUUCAAUUGUAACAAAAACCUUCAGUUACACGUGAAAAGGCACAAUGGAAACAAACCAUAUAAAUGUGAAGAAUGUGGGAAAGCCUUCGUUGACGGCUCAUCUUUACGAAGGCAUAAGAGGAUUCACGAAUAAAACCUAGUGAAUGUAGCCCUAGCUGAUUUGGCUCAGUAGAUAGAGUGGACUGAAGGGUCCCAGGUUUGAUUCUGGCCAAGGGCA
Messenger RNA from Eptesicus fuscus (big brown bat), 1181 nucleotides. RefSeq names its product zinc finger protein 709-like. The transcript has a single exon. NCBI's taxonomy places the organism in Eukaryota, Metazoa, Chordata, Mammalia, Chiroptera, Vespertilionidae. Bases 159 to 1097 code for a protein of 312 amino acids. The record is from RefSeq and is a predicted model, not a curated record.